CAUAUUGUUUAUGUAUUCAGUGCUAAGUUGAACAUGCGCUAUGUUCAGUCGAUAUCGUAAACCUGUCAUUUAUAACAAAUUUCAAUAUUCAAAUCUUGUAAAAAUAGUAAUUAACUAAAUAAAAAUAAUUUAAAGCAAAAAUCCUUAUUUUUUUCGAAUGCAUAACUCAAUAAUUACUAACUGAGCAUCAUGACGAUAAAUGAAAGUUCUGACAUCGAAGUUAUUGGUUGUGGUUUCAAUUCUUUCAAAGAAACCGAGGAAAUUAACAGCUUAAUAAAACAACUCAGAGUUCCUGAUUUAUCUAUCAGUACAAUAGAAAAAAAUGUCGAAAGAUUUAAAUUUAUCGUCUCUCAAUAUCAGGAUCAACCUCAUCUUCUUGAUCCGUAUUUAGAAGAUAUUAUUGGAAAUAUUUUGUCAAUCAUUCACGACCAAGUAAUUUCUGAUGACAUGAAAAAUUAUGCCUUCAAAUAUUUAUUUCUUUUGAUGAGUGUUAAGACGUACAAAAAACUCGUCACUUAUCUUCCCCAUGAGGUAGCAGAUCUCUUGCCUGUGUUAAGAAUGUUAGAAAAGCAAGACCCUUCUGAUUUAUCAACAUGGGAAACCAGAUACGUUCUUCUUAUUUGGCUGUCAAUAAUUUCGAAAAUUCCCUUUCCACUGUCACGGUUGGAAACUUCGAGCUCAGUGGACCCAUCGGAAACCAUCCUCGUAAGAAUUCUAGUUGUAUGUAAACGUUAUUGCUUGGUCAAGGAUUCAUGUUUAUUUGCUGCCGUCUUUUUGAUAUCUAAUUAUCUGACUCGAUCUGAUGUCAAGAUAUUAUACUUAGAAGAAAUGAUAAUGUGGUGCUUGAAUUGUUUAAAAAAUGACCCGUCAAGUUACGGACCAUUGGCAGUUUUAGCAUCGAUAUUAAAACAUAAUCCACGUGAUGAUCUGAAGCCUUACUGUCAAAUGUUAUUCGAUAACGUUAUAGAGCUUAAUUGUUUAAAGAGCCCGAAUAGUUUAAUAGGUAAAUAUGCAAUCAAAAUUAUCCAGCGUAUAGGGCUCGUGUUGUUAAGACCCAAAGUCGCCACUUGGAAGUAUCAGAAAUCUGGGCAGAAAAUAAAUUUGUUAGCAGAUAUAAAUAAAUGUAACAUAAUUGAAAAUAUUGAUGUCAAUAAUAGCGUAGCAAUGGAAAGUGAUGAUCAAGAUGUGCCUUCAGUUCUUGAAGAAAUAAUUGAACAAUUAAUUCAAGGUCUUAGAACUAAAACUAUAGAUAUUAGAUGGUCUGCUGCAAAAGGCAUUGGCAAAAUAACAUCACGAUUACCAGUCGAUUUAGCCGACGAAGUAGUCGGAUUUAUUCUGAAUUUAUUUUCUGAUCGGGAACUGGAUUCCGCUUGGCAUGGAGGAUGUCUAGCCUUGGCGGAACUAGGAAGAAGGGGGCUGCUGUUACCACACCGACUGAACGAAGUUAUCCCCGUAAUUUUGAAGGCAUUGGUCUUCGAUGAACCCCGGGUAAAUGGUUCUCUAGGGUCAGCAAUCCGCGACGCCGCUUGCUAUGUCUGCUGGUCUUUUGCGCGUGCGUUCGAGCCAGAUGUACUUCAACCUUAUGUCCAACAAAUAGCAGCUGCUUUACUAAUGGUGACUUGUUUCGACAGAGAAAUAAAUUGUCGUCGCGCUGCGUCUGCGGCUUUUCAAGAAAACGUCGGCCGACAGGGUAAUUUUCCUCAUGGAAUAGACAUCGUGACAGUCGCUGACUACUUUGAAGUUGGAAUAAGGAGCCAAGCAUAUCUUAAAGUAAGUGUUCAUAUAUCCCAGUAUGAAGAAUAUACCAUUCCAAUGAUAGAUCAUUUGGUUCAACGUAAAAUUGAGCAUUGGGACACGACAAUCAGAGAACUUGCUGCUAAAGCGCUGCAUAAUUUAACGCCUAUCAAUCCGAAUUACAUGAUCGAAUCUGUACUGCCUAUUUUGAAUGAUUCUUUGAAUUCCAUUGAUUUGAAUGUAAGACACGGGUCUGUCCUAGCAAUUGCUGAAAUAAUUGACGCUUUGUAUCAUCAUUUCAACCGAGAAAUUUCUAGUAUCAUCGGUGCGUCCGAAUUAGAGAGAAUUAAAAAAAUCAUUACUUUGUUCAGAGCCCGCGGACAACUCAAAGGUCUCGGUGGCGAAUUAAUGCAACAGGCGUGUAGUACUUUAAUAAAAAAAUGUUCUCUUGUACACUAUCCCAUUCAUUCAUCGGACAUUGUCGACGAAUGGCAAGAUCUUCUUGAAGACUGUUUAAAUCACGAUGUGUCUAUUGUUAAAUCUAAAGCUGCUGAGGCGCAUACACAAUUUUUUUCUGAAUACUAUUCGGAUCCUCAUGAAAGUAAGAAAAAGCGCGAUUCAGUUAUCGAUCGCUACCUUUUUAAUUUGAAAUCGAAUAAUGAAAGUCGAAGAAUCGGAUUCGCCCAAGCUAUUGGAUACUUCCCUCCAUUUAUACUGCAAGAGAGAUUAAAAGAUAUUUUGGAAGCGCUCUUUGCUUGUUCGAAAAUUACAAAAGAAAGCAUUCACUGGGCAGAAAGUAGAAAGAAUGCAAUACAAUCAAUUACUCUAAUAAUUAAGAAUUUAGAAAUUGAAAAUGAGGAAUUCCAGGCAUUUAUUUCGAAACUUUAUGACUGUUAUUUACUUGCGUUAAGGGAAUAUACAAUCGACAGUCGAGGUGACAUAGGAGCCUGGGUACGCGAAGCUGCAAUGUCUGGUCUCUAUGAGCUAACGAGUUUAAUUUCGCGGUCUAAAUUUACUGCGUUGUUCGACGAUGUGCUGACAGCUCAAAUAAUUGGUGGAAUUGCGCAACAAGCUGUCGAACGUAUUGACAGAACUCGAAUUCACGCAGGGAAAAUUUUUUACGCUCUUUUAUAUUCCGAACCAAUAAUACCCAAUAUUCCAUAUCACAAUGAGUUGAAAACUAUUUUUCCAUACAAUGAAUGCAAAGACAGUAUUAAUUGGAUGACUGAACUCGAUACAUUUCCUCGCUUUAUCAAGAUGUUGGAUUUUCCACCGUACGUAAAGUUUAUUUUGCGUGGCAUAAUAUUUAGCAUUGGAGGUUUGAGUGAAUCUUUGGUAAAGCAUUCAAGUACUUCGUUGUUCUCAUAUUUGAAUGAAACCGAUGAGACAAGACUUAGAGAAUUAUGCAAUGAAAUAUUGAAUAUUUUUGAUAAAAGCCAUGGCGAUGAGCGGAUGAUAAGGUCGAUCCUCGUUUUCUUGGACAGACUUCUCAGCUCUGGAUACAUUCAAAAUAUUCUAGAUGAUACUCAAAGCGAAUUUUCAAAACGUAUGCUGUCAUUAGUUAAAAGAGAAAAACAAUGUAUGAACAAUACUCAACUAAUUAUCAGUGCUAUCAACUUAUUUUGUCAGCUUUUACAGGCUAAAGGAUCAGUAAGCAAACAAGCAUUCUUUCAAUUAAGUAUUUUGCUUUGUAAUAAAUUUCAAGCGAUCAGAAAAACAACUGCACUUCGAUUGUAUGAAGCUUUAACUUUAUAUGGAGAUGAUAUGGACAUUAAAGAAGAUAAUUUGGCUGAAAUAUUGUCUGGAUUAAAUGAAACGGACUGGGGUAAAUCACCCGAUGAAUUGAGACCAAUAAGAAAUCGUUUCUGUGAAUUGAUGAAUGUAAGUCCGCCUGUAAAACUAAAGGAGAGUAACGAGAGUUAAUUAAUUCGCUUUAGAUCUUUUAUAAAUUUAUAAUAUAAUAUUUAUAAAAUUA
This is a messenger RNA of Microplitis mediator, 3709 nucleotides long. It is a transcript of the gene TBCD, whose product is annotated as tubulin-specific chaperone D. The transcript has 3 exons. NCBI's taxonomy places the organism in Eukaryota, Metazoa, Arthropoda, Insecta, Hymenoptera, Braconidae. The coding region runs from base 190 to 3657 and encodes 1155 amino acids. Gene Ontology annotation, cellular component: lateral plasma membrane. Gene Ontology annotation, biological process: adherens junction assembly; tubulin complex assembly; post-chaperonin tubulin folding pathway. The record is from RefSeq and is a predicted model, not a curated record. Gene Ontology annotation, molecular function: beta-tubulin binding; GTPase activator activity.